GUUCUGGUAAAUACUGCUUGCUGUAUUUUGAUGUUGGUAGCUAAGCUUAUCCAGUGUAUUGUGUUUGGCCCUCUUCGAGUGAGUGAGAGACAGCACCUGAAAGACAAGUUUUGGAAUUUUAUUUUCUACAAGUUCAUUUUCAUUUUUGGUGUGCUGAAUGUCCAGACCAUGGAAGAGGUGGUUAUGUGGUGUCUCUGGUUUGCUGGACUUGUUUUUCUGCAUCUGAUGGUUCAGCUCUGCAAGGACCGGUUUGAAUAUCUUUCCUUUUCUCCUACCACACCAAUGAGCAGCCAUGGGCGAGUCCUAUCUCUGUUGAUUGCUAUGCUACUUUCCUGCUGCGGAUUAGCGGUUGUCUGCUGUGUCACUGGCUACACCCAUGGAAUGCACACUUUGGCUUUCAUGGCUGCAGAGUCUCUUCUUGUGACAAUAAGGACAGCUCAUGUAAUUUUACGAUAUGUAAUUCACCUGUGGGACCUAAACCAUGAAGGGACUUGGGAAGGAAAGGGAACCUAUGUCUAUUACACUGAUUUUGUCAUGGAACUCACUCUGUUGUCCCUAGACCUCGUGCACCACAUUCACAUGUUGUUAUUUGGCAACAUCUGGCUAUCCAUGGCCAGCCUGGUCAUUUUUAUGCAGCUGCGUUACUUAUUUCAUGAGGUACAGCGUCGAAUCCGUCGGCACAAGAACUAUCUGCGUGUGGUCGGGAACAUGGAAGCCAGGUUUGCAGUUGCAACUCCAGAGGAGCUGGCUGUCAAUAAUGAUGACUGUGCAAUUUGCUGGGAUUCCAUGCAGGCUGCAAGGAAACUGCCCUGUGGACAUCUUUUCCACAAUUCCUGUCUCCGUUCCUGGCUAGAACAAGACACUUCCUGUCCAACAUGCAGAAUGUCUCUAAAUAUUGCUGACAAUAAUCGUGCCAGGGAAGACCAUCAAGGAGAAAAUUUGCAUGAGAACUUGGUUCCUGUCGCAGCCGCUGAAGGCAGACCUCGCCUAAACCAACACAAUCACUUCUUCCACUUUGAUGGGUCCCGGAUUGCAAGCUGGCUACCAAGUUUUUCAGUUGAAGUGAUGCACACCACCAAUAUUCUUGGCAUUACACAGGCAAGCAACUCCCAGCUUAAUGCAAUGGUAAGGACUGCUAACUGCUUCAAAAGAGAACUAGUAAUUAGAAGGGCAAGAAAAGCUCUAGGAUAUGUGCACAACGUAUGAUCUUGGUGAUCUGGAUCUGCCUUGGUAAGACAGCAAGA
Molecule: messenger RNA, 1244 nt
Organism: Fukomys damarensis (Damara mole-rat)
Lineage: Eukaryota; Metazoa; Chordata; Mammalia; Rodentia; Bathyergidae
Gene: Amfr
Product: autocrine motility factor receptor
Exons: 9
Coding region: 31-1206 (391 amino acids)
Biological process (GO): endoplasmic reticulum unfolded protein response; protein K48-linked ubiquitination; ubiquitin-dependent protein catabolic process
Cellular component (GO): endoplasmic reticulum; ubiquitin ligase complex; cytosol
Molecular function (GO): ubiquitin protein ligase activity
Source: RefSeq, a predicted model, not a curated record